AUGGAUGAAAGAGUUGAAGAAGAAGACAGGAUAUCGAAUCUUCCAGAAGAAAUACUGUACAACAUACUAUAUUUCAUGCCCAAAAAGGAUGCAGCUCAAACUUGUGUCUUGUCCAAAUCAUGGCGUUUUCUUUGGCAAAACAGGCUAACAAUUUCUUACAGUGAGGGAUCAUCCUUAUUCAGUGGGCCUCACCGCACCAGAUUAUUCAUCAACGCUGUACAGUCACACCUCAGCAAAGACAAUCAUCAUCGUAUAGAGGAGUUUCACCUCGAUUUAAAUAGUUCCGAUUCCGCUUCCCUUCUCGAAAACUGGAUCCCAAUGCUCAAGUCAAUCGGUGUCAAGGACUUUUUUCUUUCUAUUGAUCUCCAUGCACCCGAACCCGAACAACCUUCGUCGUCGUCGUCGUCCUACUUUCAUCUCCCCUCCGUUUUCUUUCAAGCCGAAUCUCUCACCAGUUUACGUCUCGUUCGAUGCAAGUUCCCCCAAUACGACCGCAUCGUACACUUUCAUCGUCUCGAAGUAAUUUGUCUACGCAACGUCGAGUUCACCGACCAACAUACUAUCAAUAAGAUAUUCUCGACCUGCCCUUUGAUCACAAGUAUUCAUCUCGAAGAGUGUAAAGGCUUGCAUUUAACGAACAUCGACGUAUUCCUCAAACAUCUCAAGCACUUCACUUUCAUUAACAAACAAUUCAAAGACGAAUUCUGCGGCAUUGACAUCCUGUCGGUCUCCACUAUUGAAACAAUCCACAUUCAUGGCAGCAGUACUCGAUUUCGAUUUCACGGCCAUAAUUUUACUUAUCUCAAGGAACUGUCUCUAAAGUUCGUGAUAUACUCCACCGACUCGUUCGACUUUUCUUCAUGUUACGAAUUCCCACUCCUUGAAAGCUUCGAUAUUACCGGUUCUGGAUUGGAAGAUAUAAAUCUACGUAUGCAUGCCCCGAAAAUAUUGCAUUUUAAAUGUCUAGGGUACAAUAGUAUCCCAUCCAUCAGUUUUACUACGCCAAUGUCGAGGCAGUGCAGAUCGGUUUUGGGCUUUCGGUGUCGUCACCCAGAAUCAAACUGGUUCCUCGAGCUAAGUGUACUUCUCCAUGCGUUCAGUCAAUCUCAAAUUUAUCUCACUGUUUUUUUAGAUCCCAUGCCAAACAUUCUCAACAUCAAACGAGAGGUUAUUGAUAAUAUUGAUGGUGUUGAUGUGGAAGAAUUGGGAUUAAAUAUGGUUCAUCCGUCUCCGUUUACAACUUUUCUAGACUGUAUGUUUAGUAUUUUUCGUCCGAGGAACAUAGUUCAGCACUCGUACGUGCUAGAGUCUCACAUCGAAAGGGAUCAAAAGCACCUCACCGAGUUUUUGUGCAACUUCCUAACUAUGAAGAGAUGGGAAUUUACAAGGAAAGAAGAUUUGGAGGAAGUAAGGAUCGAAAGCUUCGAUGCGGAUAAUCAACAAUGGGAACCUGUACUAUUGUCGGAAUGUGCAUUAUUGCCGAAGAGUAAAAACCGUGUCCGCUUUCAAUUGAAAUGGAGUGAAGAUGCUAAUCGUGACGAGGAGUCCAGUUCUUCUAAGCGUCGCAAGUUGGAAUAAUUAUAUAGAUACUAUUUUUAUUUAAUGACUUCAAACAAAUUCUGAGACAAGUUUUUUUUCCUUUUAUUUUUCGUCUGUGUUUUUUGCUUUCCUCUCCAUUUUCAAUAUUACAGGUUAUAUGUCUCUAUUCACAUCUCCCAUUAUUUAUAAUUGCACGUGCAAUAUUUAUAAUUGUUGUAUUUCAAUAGCCUGUGAGUCGUACGGGUCAAGUUACUAGUUAUAGUUACCGACUAAUAAUGAAGUGGUCAAUGAAGUCAACAACUAAUUAAGGAGGCGACCACGUUCACUUCCAUCAAGGUCUACGAAGGAAAGUUUGCCGGCAACUCGGGCAGGUUAAGUUUCACUGCCAUCGAAGAAUGGCGAGAGAACGAGAAGAUUACUCAUUUGCCCCUGUGAUGCAAGUACUUGGUGUUGCUUUACCUUUCUCUAUGAGUUCUUUGACAAUCAUUUCUCAUGCAAUGUUUUGUUCAGUUGGAAAAGUAUUAUUUCAAAAAAAAUGAA
Erythranthe guttata (spotted monkey flower) is the source of this 2079-nucleotide messenger RNA. The record is from RefSeq and is a predicted model, not a curated record. Lineage: Eukaryota; Viridiplantae; Streptophyta; Magnoliopsida; Lamiales; Phrymaceae.